Haplochromis burtoni (Burton's mouthbrooder) is the source of this 1883-nucleotide messenger RNA. RefSeq names its product inward rectifier potassium channel 13. The coding region runs from base 103 to 1191 and encodes 362 amino acids. Lineage: Eukaryota; Metazoa; Chordata; Actinopteri; Cichliformes; Cichlidae. Gene Ontology annotation, cellular component: plasma membrane. The transcript has 2 exons. The record is from RefSeq and is a predicted model, not a curated record. Gene Ontology annotation, biological process: potassium ion import across plasma membrane; regulation of monoatomic ion transmembrane transport. Gene Ontology annotation, molecular function: inward rectifier potassium channel activity.
CUUUAGUCUAGUCUCAGAUCGAUCUCUGUAUGGUGACAUACAAAAGUCCGUCUGAUAGCAACUGCUGACAUUUUCCAGUAAAGUCUUUCCAGGAUCACAACUAUGACUUCCAAAUCCAAGGUUAGUGUUCCAGGUGACAAGGCGUCCUCAUCUCUACUUCUGUCCUCUCCACCUUAUCAGCGCCUGAUCACCAAAGAGGGACGCUGUGCUUUUCGUGUCCCUCUGUCUUCUUCAGGCUCACGGAGAGAGUCUUUGCACAGAGCUUGGCUGCUGGCCCUGCAGGACCUGUGGGGACUGCUGGUAAAUCUUCGCUGGAGAUGGACUCUUCUGGCCUUCUGCAGCUCCUUCGUGGCUCACUGGUUGUUUUUUGCCUGUCUCUGGUAUUUGUUGGCUCAUCUGAAUGGAGACCUUGAUGUGCAAGAUCACGAUGCCCCACCACAGGGGCAUGUUGUCUGUGUAAAGUACAUUACAAGCUUCUCUGCUGCCUUUUCUUUCUCUUUGGAGACACAGCUAACCAUCGGUUAUGGCACCAUGUUCCCCAGUGGAGACUGUCCCAGUGCCAUAGCGUUGCUAGCUGUACAGAUGCUGCUGGGGCUCAUGCUGGAAGUAUUUAUCACAGGUGCAUUUGUAGCCAAGCUCUCCCGCCCCCAGAAACAAGCAGGAGCCAUCCAGUUCAGCCCCCAGGCAGUGGUAGGUCAACACCUGGGCCAGACGUGCCUCAUGGUCCGAGCCACCAAUCUGCUGAAGCGGCCUCUGGUCGAUGUAAAGUUGAGUGCUGUGCUUUACAAGUGUGAAGGUCAGGCUCUCCACCAGACCUCUCUGGACUUCUAUUUGGACCAUUUGGGCCAAAAGGCAUGUCCUUUGUUCAUAUUCCCACUCACCUUUUACCACCCCCUGGAGCCUCAGAGCCCGCUCUACCCUGCCCUGUGUGAGGGGUCCUCCACUAACUUUGAGUUGGUGGUUUUCCUGUCGGCCUUGCAGGAGGGAACUGGUGACUCAUGCCAGAAGAGGACCUCCUACCUUCGCCAAGAAAUCAAAUUAAACCACUGCUUUGCCCCUGCUUUCAGGAUAGACUCCUGCGGGAGGUACACAGUGAGCUCCCAGCACUUAAGCACAGCCCCUUCAAAUGAGCCUGUGAACAAAGACUCUGUAGUGCAGAUCAACAGUGAUGGGAUGGAGCAAGGAUGCUGAAGGAAAAUCUCAAGAGAUAGUAAUUUUCUUUUUUCUCAGGAGGUAUUUCACUGAAUCUUGUAAACAUUAAUAAAUGAUUAAGCAUAAAAAAAUCAAGUGCACGUCAGACACACUGUCAGUGCUGGUGCAGACUCCAUCACCAUCAAGUCCUCGGUGCAAAACCUAAGGAAGCGUGUUCCUGAGGUCCAUAUUGUAGAAUGUUUAGCUGAUUUUAGAGUUCAGAAAUGUGUUAAAAUAUAAUGUAGAACUAUUGUAGAGACACUGCCCUUAAAGUAAUAAAGGCUGACUGUGUCGUGAACUUAGGAGUAGAGUGUAGGAGACCUCCCCCACUGAGUGGAAAUUCCCCAGAGGAUGUAUGGGUGGGGGUCUCAACAUUUGUAACUGUGGUCUGGAAGGGAGAGGGGUUUUAUGACCUCUAGGGAGUUACCUACACCCAUAGUGUUUUAACUGUCACGCACACACAUCCACACGCACACUCACUCAUGUGCACUCACACAUACACACAGGUACACAGUCACACACGAGCACUCACAUAGACACGAGGGAAUGCACACAUGUAGGCAUUCAUGUGCUCGUGCACAUAAACACAGACAGAGUUUGCAGCACACCGUGGGGGGUUUUAUGAUGGGGUCACCUCUAUAAAGCUGGCUGUAACUAACAAAGGGGUGAAGAUUUAGAGAGGGACACCGGCC